GAUACUUGCGAAAGAAGUACUACAAAACCUAUUCUGGAUCAAGCAGUGAGGAAGAGAAUGAUGAGGUCGAUGUGAAUGAUGAGGAAUCGAGUGAACAAGAGGGCGACAAUUGUCCGCCCCGUCCAAAGAAGAAGAAGAAGAAGAGUAUAGGGGAGAGUAAAAAGAAGAAGAAAGUGCCGGUAUGUCAAUAACUAACGAUGCUUUGUAUCGUGCUUAGGAGUUGAAAUGCUUAAUCAUGGGAUUUCACCUUUAUGUGCAUUUAUGUCCAUAUAUAGCUUAUUAUAAAGACAAGGUGUUCCCCUAGGAAAUUUGUUUCCUUGAUUGGUCAAUUGACUCAAGACCAACGUAAUGCAAUCAAAGCAUGUAAUCCAUUCCAUUCAUUACUUCAUGUGAAGUGUGGCCAUAUGCAUAGAGUUUUUGCUAUGCAUUUGGUUCAAUGUUUCAAUCCAGAAACCUGUAGCAUCGAAUUUAGGAGGGGCCUAAUUGUUCAUAUUACUGAAGAAGAUGUUGGAAGAGUUUUAGGGAUGCCAAUAGGGGACACACCAGUGCCUACGGAAUGCCUUGAAUUACACAGAACAAAAAUUGAAGAGGACUUUAAGGGAGGUUUUAAGGGGAUUGAAAUCGUGAAAUUGGAAAAUGUGAUUAAGAAAGGCGAUACUGAUGGGAAGUUUCAUAGGGCUUACAUGCUAUUUACAUUAGGAUGCUUGUUGUGCCCCACCACAAAGGAAGUUGCGGGGAAUAGAUUGUUCCCUAGGGUGAUUGCCGACGACCUUGAAACCUUAAAGACGUAUAAGUGGCCGGCAUUUGUGUUGGAUUGGUUGGUGAACGAGAUUCGAAAUUAUAAGGUUCGGGUAACCAAAGGUCAUGGACGGAAGGCGGAAGGAGUUGGUGGUAGUCUGUUCCUUUUGAUGGUCAUAUAUUUUGACUUACAUCCAUUGGAUGUUGAAAUUGGGAAGGAACCUGAGCCUCCUAUUGGCUUAUGGACAAAGGAAUUGAUCGAUAUUCGCAUUUCCAAAGAGGCGGAGGACAAGCCAAUUGAGGAUUAUUUUUUUUCUCAGUUCCCUCCCCAUAAUUUGAAAAAUCAGAUCUGCAUUGAUAUGUACAAAGAUUUCAUGCGUCAAUUUAUGAAUAACUUAAAAAGGUUGCAUGAAAUGGAUGCUGCUAUGGGCGAGCCUGUCGUUGGAAGCCCUGUUCUUCGAAGCCCUCAAGAUGGUCCACGGGCAGAACCUGUAGAAGAUGAAGGCCAUUCGCCACAAUUUAGUGCAAAUUUUGAACUACAUGAAUAUGAGGACCAGGGGGAGUGGGAGGAGGAGUAG
Messenger RNA from Rhododendron vialii, 1316 nucleotides. RefSeq lists its product as uncharacterized. The transcript has 4 exons. The record is from RefSeq and is a predicted model, not a curated record. NCBI's taxonomy places the organism in Eukaryota, Viridiplantae, Streptophyta, Magnoliopsida, Ericales, Ericaceae. Bases 405 to 1316 code for a protein of 303 amino acids.